UGGUUUAAAUGGUGUCGUCCAGUUUGACUCUGCUGUCAUCAAAGAAGACGGAGCGAACUAAACUUGCCCGUAGGUUUCGGGGCUUCCUUCCUCGGGCCUCAUAUUGCAGAGCAAAGGCAAAGCCGAGUGGCUGCAAACUCUGCCCUAAAGGCGCUGUCCACGGCCUCCCAAAUGUAUUCUUCUCCCGAGCACCCGCCCCCUUUCUGGCCCACUUCUCCUGGGCAAGACUUCGGUGCCUGUAACUGUAGCUGCUAUUCCUCUAAACUGCGCUGCUAGUUUGGUACAUAGGAUGCUAAAAUGGUAGUCUAGGCAACGGUACUCAUUAAUGAGUGAAGAGUCAAAAGGCAGUGGCCAAGAAGCCAUGGAGAAUAAAAGUUUGGAAACUUCACCAUCAGACCUAAAAUUAGUGGCCCACCCAAGAGCAAAGAGUAAAGUCUGGAAGUACUUUGGCUUUGAUACCAAUGCAGAAGGAUGCAUAUUACAGUGGAAGAAAAUCUACUGCCGUAUUUGCAUGGCACAGAUUGCCUAUUCAGGAAAUACAUCCAACCUAUCUUACCAUCUUGAGAAGAAUCAUCCUGAUGAAUUCUGUGAAUUUGUGAAAAGCAACACGGAGCAAAUGCGGGAGGCCUUUGCAACUGCAUUUUCAAAACUCAAACCAGAAUCAUCUCAGCAGGUUGUUCAGGAGACUUUAAUUAUGAAGACAAGUCACAGCUAUGAGAACAAAAAGCAUCAGGAACUGACAUCUGCAGUGAUCAGCCUAAUAUGUGAGGGCUUAUAUCCUCCUUCUAUAGUGGAUGAACCCACCUUCAGGACUCUCCUGAAAACAGCUGACCCCAGAUACGAACUUCCUUGCAGGAAGUAUCUCUGCACAAAAGCAAUUCCUGAAAAGUACAGUGCUGUUAGAGACAUUGUACUAAAAGAACUCACUGAUAUCCCAUGGUGUGGCAUAUCCACUGACAUGUGGAGAAGUGAAAACCAGAAUAGAUCCUAUGUAACUCUGUCAGUUCAUUUUCUCUGCAAUGGUUCAUCCAACUGUCUUGCUGUUAAUUCCAGGUGCUUAAAAACAUUUGAAGUGCCAGAAGAAAACACCGCAGAGACUAUUACACGAGUCCUUUAUGAGAUAUUCAUUGAAUGGGGAAUUAAUACAAAAGUUUUUGGUGCUACAACAGAUUAUGGGAAGGACAUAGUGAAAGCUUGCUCUCUUCUGGAUAUUCUGGUGCAGAUGCCUUGCUUGGGGAAGACUUUUAAUGCAGGGGUCCAGCAAGCUUUUCAGCUUCCUAAGCUGUCCAUUCUCCUAUCCAGGUGUCGUAAACUGGUAGAAUAUUUCCAGCAAUCCUCAGGAGCCAUGCACAUGUUGAAUGAGAAACAGAGGCAGCAAAAAAGUGCACAGUGCAUGCUUGUGAGUGAUCGUGUUUCCUGGUGGGGGAGCACACUUGCUAUGUUGCAGCGUCUUAAAGAGCAGCAGUUUGCUAUUGCUGCUGUCCUUGUGGAGGACAGCAACAAUCAUCAUCUCAUGUUGGAAGCCAGUGAAUGGAAUACAAUUGAAGGCUUGGUUGAGCUGCUCCAACCAUUCAAGCAAGUUGCGGAGAUGCUGUCUGUUUCCAAAUACCCAAUUAUAAGUAUGGUGAAACCCCUCCUGCACAUGCUGGUCAAUACGACCUUAAAUAUCAAAGAAAAUGACUUGAAAGAAAUUAGCAUGGCUAAGGAAGUAAUAGCCAAAGAAAUAGCUACAACAUACCAGCACACACCUGAGAUAGAUAUGUUUCUUAAUGUUGCAACGUUUUUGGACCCAAGAUACAAGAAACUGCCCUUUCUUUCUGCAUUUGAAAGGCAGCAGGUUGAAAACAGAGUGGUAGAGGAAGCAAAAAGUAUCCUGGAAAAAAUAAAAGAGAACACGUUCAGGCCUGAAGAACAGUUUUUUGUGGUUUCUGAAGAGCCACCAUUGAAAAAAGUGGCUCUUGCUUCUCCGCCUCCCCCUACUAGUGCUAUUAAUAAUAUGCUUGCAGAAAUCUUCUGUCAGACAGGGGGUGUCGAAGACCAAGAAGAGUGGCAUGCACAAAUAAUUGAAGAACUGAGCAAUUUCAAGUCACAGAAAGUCCUUGGGCUAAAUGAGGAUCCAUUGAAGUGGUGGUCUGACAGACUAGCUUUAUUUCCUGUUUUACCAAAAGUACUUCAGAAGUACUGGUGCAUUGUGGCCUCAAGAGUCUUCCCAGAGCGUCUGUUUGGCUCUUCUGCCAAUGUUGUAAGUGCUAAAAGAAAUAGGUUGGCUCCAGCUCAUGUAGAUGAACAGAUUUUUUUGUAUGAGAAUUCUCGGAUUGGGUCUGAUGCAGAACCUGAAGAAGAAGAUGAAGGGGAAUGGGGCUUGGGACAAGAACAGAGUAUUAGUGAUGCCCCAAAUACAAACAACACUUUCUUUAAUGUGCGAGAUAGUGGUUUCAUAUGAAUUGAAGAUGUCUGGUGCACUUUAAGCAUCAAAAAGCUAAUUUGUCUUAAAUUACAAAAUAUAAUUUCUCAUGACAAGAAUACUGUAAAUACUGAAUGGAUGCCAUGUAGCUUUCCUCAUACUUACAUAUGUGUGUGUAUAUAUAUAAAUAAUGUUUGGCUCAUGUCUUAAAUCAUUACUGUGACCUUUGGCUCCAAAACACUAAGAUGGGCUUGAAAAUUGAUUCUCAUGAAACUCAGCUCAGUUUCUGCUAUCUACAGAAGGAAACAACUAAAAUAAUUGAAAUCAAAGGGUAACUUGUAAGCUAUGUACACAGUACUUUUUACCAUAUUGAGAGAUUCCCUAAAUGGGCAGACAACAGAUUGUUCUGAUUUGGUAGUAAAUCUAUUUGAAGUAGAAUUUUUAAAUUUUGAAAGCUUUCAUAAAAAGUUGUUCUCACAAUAUGUCAGAUCAUCAGGAAUUAAAAGAACUAAUUUUAAUAGAUUGCUUCACAUGUAACUUUCUCUGGCACAUUAAUGUUUGUGUUAGAAGCCAUAUGUGACUAUGCUCUCCCUUGUUCUCUCUCUUUUAAUUUUGUCCAGAUGGAUAUGGUAGGUUCUUGGUAUGUGCUUUCUAGGUCCCAUGCCCCUGAUAUCCUUUUGGAAAAUGAACAAAUGAAUCAGUGGUAAUAUUUGCUGUACCUGCACACAUAUUUAAUUUGGCCCAUAGUACUAGCUACCAUUCUACAAAUCGAGAUUUUUUUUUUGCAAGGAUAGAACACCUGUGCAGAUAUUUAUGGUUAAGCAAAAACAUAAUUAUUUGCUACACCCCUUACCCCAACGACAACUAUUUAGCAUACUACGUUGGCAAGGCCUAGAGUAUAUAAUUCUAUGGCUGUAGUGCAGCAUAGACUUCAGUAUUUUUAGAUGUGCUUAAACCCUUGAUCCUAGUUGUUUUAAGUGUGCUCAGCUCUGUGUGGUCUUCACUCUGUUUUUUCUUUCAGAAUAGGCAAAUAGGAGGUCUGAAAGUUCCAACUAAGUCUGUUUUGGACUUUUCUCCAAGGAGUAUUCUGGAAAUGAAAUAAAUUGUACUUUCAAAAU
This is a messenger RNA of Sphaerodactylus townsendi, 3522 nucleotides long. RefSeq names its product zinc finger BED-type containing 1 (gene ZBED1). Gene Ontology annotation, biological process: regulation of transcription by RNA polymerase II. Gene Ontology annotation, molecular function: oxidoreductase activity; protein dimerization activity; DNA binding. The record is from RefSeq and is a predicted model, not a curated record. The transcript has 2 exons. Lineage: Eukaryota; Metazoa; Chordata; Lepidosauria; Squamata; Sphaerodactylidae. Bases 326 to 2443 code for a protein of 705 amino acids. Gene Ontology annotation, cellular component: nucleus.